This is a messenger RNA of Sorex araneus (European shrew), 1808 nucleotides long. RefSeq names its product acyl-CoA synthetase medium chain family member 3 (gene ACSM3). NCBI's taxonomy places the organism in Eukaryota, Metazoa, Chordata, Mammalia, Eulipotyphla, Soricidae. The transcript is spliced from 13 exons. Gene Ontology annotation, cellular component: mitochondrial matrix. The record is from RefSeq and is a predicted model, not a curated record. Gene Ontology annotation, molecular function: fatty-acyl-CoA synthase activity; fatty acid ligase activity. Gene Ontology annotation, biological process: acyl-CoA metabolic process; fatty acid biosynthetic process. The coding region runs from base 4 to 1764 and encodes 586 amino acids.
CUGAUGCUAGCUCUUGUCAACACGCAGAUGUUACUGCAAGCCAAGUGCUUUCAGCGCUUAGCAAUCCCAAGCGUCGUCAGAUUACUGCAUAAAGAUUAUAAAUCAGUGACCCCCCAGAAUUUCUCUGAUUAUGAAUCUAUGAGACGUGACUUCAAACUCAAGGUUCCAGAGUAUUUCAACUUUGCUCAUGAUGUCUUGGACCAAUGGACUAAUUCAGAAAAGGCUGGAAAGAAGCCUUCCAAUCCAGCCUUCUGGUGGAUAAACGGAAAAGGAGAAGAAGUCAGAUGGAGUUUUGAGGAGCUGGGGUCCUUGUCUAGGAAAUUUGCCAAUAUCCUUACAGAAGCCUGUGCUCUUAAAAGGGGAGAUCGCGUGAUUGUGAUUCUGCCCAAGAUCCCCGAAUGGUGGCUUGCCAAUGUAGCCUGUCUGAGAACAGGGACAGUCAUGAUUCCAGGAACCACUCAGCUGACCCAGAAUGACGUCCUUUACAGACUGCAAACUGCAAAAGCAAAGUGUAUCAUUACAAAUGAAGAGUUAGCCCCUGCUGUGGAUGCUAUUGCAUCUAAAUGUGAAGAUCUUCACUCUAAGCUAAUUGUGUCUCAGAACCCCAGAGAGGGAUGGGGGAAUCUCAAGGAGAUGAUGAAGCAUGUCAGUGAUACCCACACCUGUGUGAAGACAAAGCACGAUGAGCUCAUGGCCAUUUACUUUACCAGUGGAACAACUGGAUCUCCUAAAAUGACUGGACACACUCACAGCAGUUAUGGUUUAGGAUUAUCGAUAAAUGGAAGGUUCUGGCUGGAUUUGACACCUUCAGAUGUGAUGUGGAAUACUGCAGACACGGGCUGGGCAAAGUCAGCGUGGAGCAGUGUCUUUGCUCCAUGGACCCAGGGAGCAUGCGUCUUUACCCAUUAUUUACCACGUUUUGAGUCAACUGACAUCCUGGAAACACUUUCCAAGUUUCCGAUCUCAGUCUUCUGUUCAGCGCCGACUGGGUACCGCAUGCUUGUACAGGAUGAUAUGAGCAGCUACAAGUUCAAACACUUAAAGCACUGUGUGAGUGCCGGGGAGCCCAUCAACCCUGAGGUGACCGAGCAGUGGAAGCAGAGGACCGGUCUGGAUAUCUAUGAGGGAUACGGACAGACUGAAACGGUGCUAAUCUGUGGGAAUUUUAAGGGAAUGAAAAUUAAGCCUGGCUCAAUGGGAAAGCCUUCUCCAGCUUUUGAUGUGAAGAUUUUAGAUGCAAACGGCAAUGUUCUCCCUCCUGGACAAGAAGGAGAUAUUGGCAUUCGAGUUCUGCCCGAUCGACCAUUUGGCCUUUUUGCUUAUUACGUAGAUGAUCCUACAAAAACAGCUUCAACUUUACGAGGCAAUUUCUAUAUCACCGGGGACAAGGGCUAUAUGGACGAGGACGGGUACUUCUGGUUUGUUGCAAGAGCAGACGAUGUCAUAUUAUCCUCUGGUUACCGAAUUGGACCGUUUGAGGUCGAAAGUGCUCUGAUUGAGCACCCUGCAGUUGUCGAGUCAGCCGUUGUGAGCAGCCCAGACGCCCUCAGAGGAGAGGUAGUGAAGGCUUUUAUUGUUCUGAACCCCGAGUACAAGUCACAUGAUCAAGAACAACUGAAAAAAGAGAUUCAGGAACAUGUAAAAAAAUCUACAGCACCUUACAAAUACCCCAGAAAGAUAGAAUUUAUCCAAGAGUUGCCAAAGACGAUCAGUGGGAAGAUAAAAAGAAAAGAACUGAAGAAGAAAGAAUGGGGAACAAUUUAAAUUCAUUCCAUUAUCAUGGUACAAGAUAAAGACGGACCCUGAAG